GGGUUGUGGAAUUCGUCGGACUGGCACCAGGGCCGUUUUGUGGCAAAAUUCUUGCCGACUUUGGUGCGUCAGUGCUGCGGGUUGAUAAGGCAAACAUCUAGAAGAUAUUCGGAUGGACAUGAAAGUCGACCCCGUUGGCAAGCUGCAGGUGCAAAUUUCCAAUGGCAUCAUAGAGAAACUGUUGGUCUAUCAGCUGAAUAAACUGAGCCCGUGCAUUUUUAGGGAAUCGUUGUCGAGUACUUUAAAGCGUAGUACAAGUAGAGAAGCUCAAGCCGUUCAAGUUGCUGAAAUGUAUAAAUCUUGAAAACAAAUCAAGGAAAAUAUUUUGUUGCUUUGACCAUUGCCUCACUUCGGCCAUUGUCUCUAUGUGGAAAGAAAAUAGUUCAAGCCCUGUGUUAUGGAUAAACCUAAACUGGGAGAUAGUGGUUCACCAAAUUAUGGCAAUACAUAUUAACCAACUCCGAAAUUUCAUCGCAAAUAACACCAAUCGGUAGAACAUUGAUUGACAGAUUUGUCAUACUUUUACAGAUUUUACGUGGAUAAGUUUAAAGUUUUGGAUACGGAAGAAAUAAUUAAAGCCUAUCCAUGUUAAUAUCAUAUCAUUGAACAUCAUGGGUUUACUUCUAUUGGCAAAUAGACUAGGGAAUCCACAGAGUCAAGAAAUAAAGACAUAUAAAGUUAUCCGUUGUGCCAUACUAGAAAAAUGACCCGAGUAUUGACUAAUAGACUCUUAUUAAACAGGGAUUUAUAAGACCCGCUAGCACUUUUCAUGAAAGAUCUAAAUUGUUAGCAUGAACGAUACAUAUAUACAUUUUUUAAUAAUGCAAAUUAAGAUGGAAAAGGUUUGGGAAACUAAUUUCGAUGUGUUACAAUGCGGAAAAAGUACUCUAAGGAUUAAUAUAAAGGAAGCUGAGGGACGUGAACUUGCUCGCAGACUUGUUCUAACUCAUGAUGUUUUAAUUGAUCCGUUUCGACCUGGAGUCAUGGAAAAUAUUGGCCUUGGACCAGAUGACUUGUGUAAGGAAAACCCAAGGUUAAUUUACGCCCGUUUAACAGGAUUUGGCCAAUAUGGACCCUUAGCCAAGCGAGCCGGACAUGACAUUAACUACCUUGCUAUUUCUGGUGUGCUCUCUAUGCUCCGCUCUCAAAAUAACAAGCCAACACCACCUAUUAAUAUUUUAGCAGAUUUUGCUGGCGGAGGUUUAAGUUGUGCUUUAGGAAUUUGUUUAGCACUUUUAGAACGCCAUCGUUCUGGGUGUGGACAAAUAAUUGAUGCUUCCAUGUGUGAGGGUGUUGCUUACUUAUCCUCAUGGUUGUUUUUGUCUCGUUCCCUUCCCAUCUGGGGAAACUCUGCAGGGCAAAACAUGUUAGAUGGAGGAGCUUUCUUUUAUGAUUCAUACGAAACAAAAGACGGUAAAUACAUGUCUGUAGGAGCAUUGGAACCACAGUUCUUCAAUACAUUUAAACAAAAAUUGGGAUUGCCUGAACUUACUCAGUAUUAUGAAAAUCAAUCCCAGAAAGAAAGUGCCAGAGAUGCAGUAAAGAAAGCUUUUCUAGAAAAAACACAAGCUCAUUGGUGUAAAAUAUUUGAAAACGUCGACGCUUGUGUUUUCCCAGUUGUUGAAUGGGAAGAAGUAGCAACAUACAAUCACAAUAAAUUGAGAUCAAACUUUCAAGAAUUGAAUAAUGAACUAGCGCCUGUGCCAUCACCUAUCCUGAGUAGAACUCCUGGAAGUCUAAAAAGUAAAUAUAAAAAUUCUAGCGCCGCACAAUUUUUUAAAAAUAUUGGUUUAAGUAACGAUGCUUCAAACGAAAUGGUCGAGAAUGGCGAAAUUUUAUUUACCCACUGUAAUGCUAAGCUGUGAGUGCUUCUUUUGACAUAAAAUAUGAAGAAAUCCCUGUGCAAACUACUUUUUCGAAAAACAUAUGUAUAUGUAAUCGAAAAAGCAGUUCUAAUGCAUUAUAUAGUUAAGUUAAUUGUAAUGCAAGUGGUUGCAUACGUAUCCACAUAAAAAAAAGCAGAUACGCUUCGAUUAUUCAGAAAUUCUCGGUAAAUGUGUUGCAGUGCAAUUUAAGCCUUAACCUGUUAAGUAAUUAUGUCAAUUUCAAAAGUUCAUUUUUUAGUUAAUGUCGUAUAUGUGCAUGACGCCGAAAAAGGAAAUUGCAUUAGCUAUGAAAUUUAAAGUUAAGCAAAAAACGAAAAUUUCCCUGUUAUUUUGGCAUUAUAAAGUAAGCAUGAACACUGAAUUUCCUGAUAAUCGUUAUCAUAAUCGCUCAGCCAACAAUGCGGUGGAUCCAAUAUUUGGUUGAAAACCGAUUUUGCAUCGACAGUCCAUCGCUUGAAAGUAAUUCAGCACAGUAAAUCGAGCUGUCUAAGAAAAAUUAAUCGCUUAACAGGUUAAAUAAGCAUUAUUCGUUAUUUACAAUGAAGUGAAGCUAUGUAUACAUACAUAACUACAUCUCGGUUAAUAUAAACCCCAUAAUUUUAUGUUAUUGAGAAUGUUAAUUUCGUUAUUACGCAAAUAUGGGCGUUUUCUACAAUGUAUGUACACAAUGUAAAAGUAUCGCAUCAAUACUGCAUAAAUACCUUAUCUAUACAUUGCAUCAGUAAAUUAUUGAUACUUUGUAAAGUUAUGCCUUGCAACCCUAUUGACGUUUUGGAACAUUUCAUUUUACUUUGAAUAAUAAAAAUUAAAUAGUAAAAAAAAAUAAUCUUAUAAUGAUAAAAACAAUUUCAUUAAAACUUACCUUCUUCGUUU
This is a messenger RNA of Anastrepha ludens (Mexican fruit fly), 2759 nucleotides long. It is a transcript of the gene Amacr, whose product is annotated as alpha-methylacyl-CoA racemase. NCBI's taxonomy places the organism in Eukaryota, Metazoa, Arthropoda, Insecta, Diptera, Tephritidae. Gene Ontology annotation, biological process: bile acid metabolic process. Bases 792 to 1865 code for a protein of 357 amino acids. Gene Ontology annotation, cellular component: mitochondrion. Gene Ontology annotation, molecular function: alpha-methylacyl-CoA racemase activity. The transcript is spliced from 4 exons. The record is from RefSeq and is a predicted model, not a curated record.